AUUCCCCUCCGCUUCAGCCCCUCUUCCGUUCGACUGACAUUCCAAAUCUAAAUUCUCCCCAAUCCCAAAAUCGUUCGAAGUCAAGCUCAAACAUCAAUCGACGAUGCUCUCUGCUGAACCAGUACUGUGAAUCGAUCGAAGUAUCAAGUAUCAACACAAGUCACAGUGAAUCCAUCAGUGAAUUGGGCGAAAAUCAAUCUCUACAAUCUCCGUGAAGUGGGUGAAAAUACCCUACCACUGUCGUCAAUCUCCAGAAAAUGGCGGAACAGACACAACAAACCGUUGAUACUAGUUUUAUACUAUCUGAAUCAAUUCUAGUUUUAUACCAUCUGAAUCAGUUCUUUCACAACAAGGUACGGACGUACAAGUGAAGAAAAGGAAGUUGACUUCACAGGUAUGGGAUUUCUUUACUAGGGAGUAUGUUGGAGGUGUCGGUAAAGAUGCUAAAUAUCGUGCAACUUGCAAAGAUUGUAAUAGAAAAUUUGAUGGAUCAAGUAAGGGUGGCACUACGCAUUUGAAAAAUCAUCAUGAUACUUGCCCUCUUAGAGCUAACAAUGUUGAUAUCAGGCAAGCAUUUAUUGGAAAAUCUAUUGAUAAUGCCAAUCCUUCCAAUAAGAUCAAAACACAAAAGUUUGACCCUUCAGUUGAAAGAGCUUUAUUUGCAAAGAUGAUAGCCAAACAUGAUUUGCCUUUCCUUAUGUCUCAAUAUGAAUACUUUAGAAAUUGGAUUUCAUAUUGCAUGCCAUCCUACAAAUUUCGAUCAAGAAAUACGGUGAAAAAUGAUGUGAUGCAAGUCUACACAGAACAAAAGGAAAUAAUCUAUAAUGUUAUUGGAGACUUAGAUUCACGAGUGACUCUUACAACUGAUGGGUGGACAUCAGAUCAUCAAAACCUUUGGUCUUGACUGUUGCUUCUAUUCUUGACCCGAGAUAUAAGAUGACACUUGUUAAAGCUGCUUUUGGUGAAUCUAGCAAUUUUGUAACCAAAGUGAAUCUUUUUUGGAAAGAAUUAUUUGUUGAGUAUGAUGAUAAAACAUCUUCUCACGAGUCUAAUACUUCAAGUGACUCUUCUCAUCGUGUUGAAAGCUUGCCAAUGGAUGAAAAUGAAUUUCCUCUUUUAACGAGAUUUAGGGAACUUGUUGCUCAAUCAAGUGCCAAUUCCAAUCCUAAAAAAACUGAGAUUGAGUUUCGAGCUCGUAGGGUUUUAGAGGAUACUCGUGCUUCACUUAAUUCAGAUACAGUUGAAGCCUUACUUUGUGUGAAAGAUUGGUUGCCAACACUUGAAGGAGAAGGUGACACAUUCAUGGAAUGAUAUGCAUUAUUGUUGUCUUCCCCUUCCUUGAGGUAUGGUAUAUUGUGGGUUUUGAAGUACCAAGCAAGUGAAAUAGCUUGCAAUUUUGGAUGCAUCAAAGAUUAUCUUCUUGAGAGAAUUUUGAAAUGUAUUAAAUACGAUUUGUACUUUAUCGAUUAGAAAUUUAUAUUUUUGUUCGUAUUAUUAGAUAUUUGGUAAAAUAUUGACUAUUGUUUUUUUGUAUUCUAAAGUUUUUUUGGUAUUAAUGUAUUAUGGACUUCAAUUAUAGUUUUGGACUGUGUUUAAUUUAUUUAUAAAUAGAUUCGGAUAUC
This is a messenger RNA of Cuscuta campestris, 1622 nucleotides long. NCBI's taxonomy places the organism in Eukaryota, Viridiplantae, Streptophyta, Magnoliopsida, Solanales, Convolvulaceae. The record is from the annotation of a GenBank genome assembly.